Messenger RNA from Mollisia scopiformis, 682 nucleotides. RefSeq lists its product as uncharacterized. NCBI's taxonomy places the organism in Eukaryota, Fungi, Ascomycota, Leotiomycetes, Helotiales, Mollisiaceae. The transcript has a single exon. The record is from RefSeq and is a predicted model, not a curated record. Bases 212 to 592 code for a protein of 126 amino acids.
CCUCACUUCCAUACCAAAGCACAUCAGCUCUUACCUACAUCAUCAACAGCCCACCCUCAACAAACACUUGCCAACCAACCAUCAUGAAGUUCCUCAUUCCCCUCUUGGCGUUGAGCUUGGCCUCCGCAACGGUCAUCCCCGUUCGUAAGUCCGAGGAUUUUGAGUGCAGCCGAUGAAGAAAACUGUCACUGACUCUUUUAUAGGAAGCAGCAUGGGACUUGUCGCGCGCGAUGAUGUUGUCGAGGGUGACUACGGCAAAGUCAAGCGCGACGAUGUUGUUGAAGGCGAUUAUGGCAAGGCCAAGCGUGAUGAUGUCGUUGAGGGAGACUACGGCAAAGUCAAACGCGACGACGUGGUCGAGGGUGAUUAUGGCAAGAUCAAGAGAGACGAUGUUGUCGAGGGAGAUUACGGCAAGCGCAGCGAUGUUGUCGAGGGGGACUACGGCAAACGCAGUGAUGUCGUUGAAGGAGACUACGGCAAGCGCAGUGAUGUCGUUGAAGGAGACUACGGCAAGCGCAGCGAUGUUGUCGAAGGAGACUACGGCAAGCGCAGCGACGUGGUUGAGGGCGACUAUGGCAAACGCUCCGUCUAAAGCUGCAACCAUCGGCACCGGCCUGCUGCAAGCCAAGAAUCCAGCAAAGGCCAAUUGAUCUGAGGUCAAGACGGGGGGAGGAGAACAACG